GUGAAAUUUGAUCGCACGCGCGCGCGCGUGGUAUUUCAAAUAAGUCGUUGCGGCAGCCGCCGCGGACCAUCUCGCCGAGACGGCCAGCCACAGCGCGCUGCCCCUUGGUUCCGGCUCACUGCCACCCAGAUAAAAAUAUUCUUCCGGCUGAAGCCGCGCUGCACACGCCGUCGCGCUGCCCCACCUGGAUAAAAGUACUCUGCGCAUCAGCCUAACGCGACGAGCAGCAGGAUGCCGCCGCCCCUCCAGACGUAUGAGGACGAGCUGCGGGACCGCACGGCCUUGCACAUGCAGGUGGCCGACCUGACACAAUCACAAGAUUUCAGGCGCGUCUACGGCAUUCCCGAUGAUACUGAUGAUGCCGACGCGGCCUGGGAGCGCGAUGCUAUCCUGGGCCGGUUUUCGCGCGCGCGGCGCGGGGACGUGCGGGCGGCGGCGGCGUUGCUACGGAACGACAUGAAGUGGCGCGCGGAGCAUAGAGUCUGUGAACUGCGCUCUACCUCAGCAGCCCAGGUUCUGGGCUGCGACCACAACGCCCCGCAGACGCUGGCGCACUACUACCAGCGAAGGUUGCUGGGUGUCGACGCGGCCGGUAGAGUUACUUUGUACCAAAACUACCGGACGAUGCUCGCGAAAGAUUUGAAGAGACACAUCCCUUUGGAUACGGUAUUACGAUUCCACGUCUGGGAGCAGGAGCGGUGUGCUAGUAUUGCGGAUCAUAUACGACGCAUUUCUCGGAGCAGAGGUGAUGAUGGCUCGUUGGACUUCCCCGCAGCCUCGACCCUAGCCGUACUGAUAGAUGUGGGCGACAUGAGCAUAACACGGCAUGCAACGAGAGAUUUUAUGGCCAUCAUCAAGGAGGUCGCGCGGCUGGACCAGGACCACUUCUGCGAGCGGAUGGGCGUGUGCUUCAUCCUGAACGCUCCCGGCGCGUUCGGCCUCGUUUGGAGGAUCGUGCGGCCGUGGCUCGCGCAUGAAACCAUAAGAAGAAUACAUGUGUUGCAUGCCAAGGACGACUGGCGGAAAGUAGUGUCGUCGAAGUGCGGUCGCGAGAUUUUACGGAAUUUAGAUGAAGGCGUGGAUCUCGACGAUGCCGCUUUAGAUCCGGCGCUCAAGCUCAAGAAGGAGAAGACCCCAGAAGCAGUGGCGAAGAUGCUCGUGGAGCACCGAGAUCGACUGGCCGAGCUCCAGAUGGACCCCGAGCAUCGCUCGGCGGCAGCGAGGGCGCGGUCGGCCAUGGCUCUCAUGCGGACGCCGUCGGAACUGAGCUCGACGGAGGCCGGGGCCACGACGUCCGUCGAGAUGGUCCGCCAAGCUUCUACAAUAGAACAAUCGUCGGAGGGCGAUCUCGAGGCGUUCGCCGACUGCGUGAGCCCCCAGCUGUCGCCGCGCGAGGCCAUGCGCGAGCUGCGGGAGGCCGACGAGCGGCGGUCGGGCAAGACGGUCGCGUGGUUGGCUACGUGUCUGACGCGGUUGGUGUUACUCCAAGUCCUGGCGACGGGGACGCUCUUCGUGUUAGCUUUGAUUGCUAUUUAUUCACGGUUCGACUGGGACCCGCACCUGCCCGAGGUCGGGAUUCUGUUAGGCGUGGCCUCCGUGAUGUUCGCGACUCUCGGCUAUGUGGGUGCGUCUCGAUUGAAUUUAGGUGUACUACGUGUACACGCCACGGCCCAAGGUCUAUUGACCGUGGCCUUUCUGGUCCUAGCCAUUGCAUCGUUGGAGGUCGCGUUAGGUUCGUCCAAAGGAUUCUUUUUUAGUAGAGCGGCUCGAGCGUCGGUACGACGACAUAACCUGUCCGUGGGACUCGCGUCGUUGGCCGAGCUCGUGAUAGGCGUGCCCCAAGUAGCCUCGUCGAUACUCCUCCGAAGGAGACUGUCCAUUUUAUUAUCCUCGAAAGGCUUUGAUGAUGUGGCCGACGCGCGCUUUGCUCUGCGAGUGAACGCGGGUGUGUUGGUACUGUUAGGUUUGGCUGGUUUAUCCUUCGCGUCGGCGACGGUGUCGUACUUCGUGCAGCACCAUCUCGGCGCGUCGGCCUUCGCGCCCUACAUGUUGUUGGAAGGUAGUAUCGCUUUGCUGGUCAUCGCGGCGGUGGCGAAGUGGUGCUCGGUGCAAGGUACUCGUGUUUCAGCUGUUAGUGGGUACACAAAGCUCGCUCGGUUAGGCACGGUCUACUUCGGCACGGCGGCGGCGGUGGCCGUCAUCGUCCUUAUCAAUAUAGGGGAUAAGGUCCGGCGGAAGGGCGUCGAGAAGAAGUCGGUGGAGGCGCGGGCGACGGGGUUACUCUUGCUUCUAGCUACUUGUGACGCCGUCGUCGCUGCGGCAUUGCUAGCCUCCGCUGAUAGCGCCAGGAAGCUCCACGCGUCGCGCGUUGCUGAACGGGAGAAGGAGCAGGAAAGACGCACAAUACUACGGAACCGGCGGCGCGCGCGUCGACGGCCCUCGCAAGAAGAAAGAAGACCGUCGCAUGAGGACCGGCCGGGCCCCUCGCCGUUAAGAGCGGCUUUACGAUUGGUCGCGGAGCCGGGCCAGUUAAGAGACGAAGACGAGGACGCGAUCGACGACGAGGUGGAUAUCAGUGAAGCGCAGUUCGACGACGAGGAGGAUCCCGAGGACGCGCCGCCGCUGACACGUUAUGAAAGGGGCGCCGUGGCCUGGGGCUUGUUCACGGGGCUGAUUCAUAUUUUUCUGGACGGGACGUUCGCGGUGUUCAACCACCUGGUGAGCUUCGAGAACGACCAGGGUCGACUGCAGCGGCCCUGGUUCGUGGAGGCGUGGCACCUCUGGGGCGGCGUCGAUAAGCGCUACCGCAAGUCGGACUCCUUCAUCGUGGUCCAGGUCGCCGCGAUGGCGUUGGUGGCCGGGCCGGCGUGUCUCAUCUUCGCCUGGGCGACCUUUGAAAGGACGGUCUGGCGCCAUGCCCUUGGGGUCUUGGUCACGACGGCGCAGAUGUGGACGCUCGGGUUGUACUUCGCCACCGAAGCACAUGUGGAUUUCGAGGACACGGACCGAAGCGACUUCGUCAAGUUCUGGCUGCUGUUCGUGGGCACGACAGUCAUCAGAUUUCUGCUGCCCGUGCCGGUCCUGUGGGGCUCGAUCAAGGGCGUGAUGCGGGACGCGGAGUUCCACCACCGGUGGCAUUUGCAAUAUAGGCAGCUGUCCUCGUCGGAACGGAAGCGGGCGCUCGAGCUCGAGCCUGCUUUAGACGAUCCGCUGUAGGGUAUAAGAUUAUUGUGUGAUA
Messenger RNA from Pelagomonas calceolata, 3238 nucleotides. NCBI's taxonomy places the organism in Eukaryota, Pelagophyceae, Pelagomonadales, Pelagomonadaceae. The record is from the annotation of a GenBank genome assembly.